CACCAACCCAGUAUCUGUGCUGUUAAUUACCUAAAAAGUAAAAUUAAAUUAAAAUUUUUAAUUCUUUUCAAUUGGAAUAAUUAAGUAAAAUGUACACAUGGAAAGUGAAUUUUUCUGGAACUGGCAUACUACUGAUGUCAGUGAUUUCUACUGCUCUUGGAUUGAUAGUUAGUAUUCCACAGUCCAACUAUGAAGUUGCCCGAGGUGAUGAAGUGAUCAUAACAUGCACUUUUCAGCCCCAAAAUCCUAAAAACCGACUCAUUAUCAUCUCAUGGACUGGUGAUCCUGAUGGGUCAUUUGAUGAUGAAGGGAUUACUUUUGGGACUUUCUAUUCCAAUGAUAACCAUGUAGAUAUCAGUGAAAUGUAUGAAGGAAAAGCCCUGAUUGAGAGUGAUAUGAAUAAAAAAGAGUCAAAACUAAUACUGAAGCAAGUCACUUUGCGAGAAAGCAGACGCAUCAGAUGUUUUGUUCAGAUUCCUGGUGAUACGGUGGGACAAACGUCAGGUUUAACAUCGCUUAUAGUCCUGGUCGCGCCGUCAAAUCCUAUCUGUAAAAUUAAAGGUGUUGCAGAGUAUGGACAAAACAUCAACCUGACCUGUGUCUCUGAAGAGGGCUCCCCAGCUCCCACCUACCAGUGGCAGAACUAUGAUGUCAAAAAUGUCUUAAGACCACUUCCACCCAAAGCCACUGCCAAGGAUGGACUGCUUUCUUUGUUUAAUGUGUCCGUGGACACAUCAGGUUACUACAUUUGCACAUCGACUAAUCAGAUUCGCUCUGCAAAGUGCAACCUCACACUGGCAGUUAUGCCACCUACAAUGAACAUGGGAGCUACUGUAGGAAUUAUUGGAGGCUGUGUUGCUGGAAUUGCAGUGCUUGUACUAAUAAUUUACUGCUGCUGUAGAGACAAGGAGAAGCCCGAGGAAUUUGCCAUGGAACAUCCAGUUAUAGACUAUCUUGACAUCCCAAAUAAAGAGAAACAAGAAGAUGGUGAUGUUAGAAAGAUUAGUAUUGACCAGAGAGAGAGGUAUGAGACGGCUGAAAAGGACAGUGAUCGUAAUUCCAAUCGGAAGCUUGACUAUGAUGAUCGACAAGAGGAUGAACAUCCUGACAGGUUUGAUGAUCGCAGGGACAUUAGCAGUGGUGGCCGUAACGCAAAUCGCAGAGAACGUUUUGAUGAACGCACAUAUCAUUAUAAUGACCCUCAGAAACACUAUGAUGAUCGCAGAGGUCAAUACAGUGAUUUCAGAGAUCAAGAUGAUGAUCGGCAAAAUCGCUCUGAUGGCAGAAGGGAUGGUUUUGGUGAUCAGCAGGAUCGCUACACCGAUCGUGGAGAGCGUUAUGAUAAUCGAGAAGAUUACUUUGAUGAUAGGAGAGGUUACUAUCCCCAGAAUCGCUAUAAUGGUGACAGAUAUUAUUCUGAUGACCGCAGAGAAGAUUAUGAUGAUCGCCAGGGUCGCUAUGAACACCACAGACACCGCUAUGGUGAUCGCCAGGAUCACAAUAAUGACCAGAGAGAUCGUUAUGGGCGCUAUGAUCGAAACGCCGAUCGCCUUGAUCAAUAGGAAGAUCUUCAGGUUUAUGACUGGAAAAAUAUAUGUAUAGACCUAUAAUGAGUAAUUGUAAGCAUGAUACCUGAAGCUCAUUCACUUUGCAUAAAAG
Clarias gariepinus (North African catfish) is the source of this 1659-nucleotide messenger RNA. It is a transcript of the gene gpa33b, whose product is annotated as glycoprotein A33 (transmembrane), paralog b. The record is from RefSeq and is a predicted model, not a curated record. Gene Ontology annotation, cellular component: plasma membrane. The transcript is spliced from 7 exons. NCBI's taxonomy places the organism in Eukaryota, Metazoa, Chordata, Actinopteri, Siluriformes, Clariidae. The coding region runs from base 90 to 1562 and encodes 490 amino acids.